AAUGAAAUGAACACUUAGCAACUUCUUAGAUGUCCUUUUUUCUAUACAGUUUUAGGAAUUACUUGACUCAGACGGUGAAAUUUUGGGCAUGUCAGCGCGUAACCCCCUUUGCUUUGUCUUGACAUUAUAAAAUUUCUUUGACAUUUCUUUGGUUGGCUUUGGACUUCAAAGCAUUCGCAUUUUAUAAUUGGCCGUUUCCAUCCCAGGCGAGCUGUAGGAUCACAAGAGCAAGGAUGUCAGCCAUAAGCCUUCAAGCACGAGUCAACACAAGAUCUGUUAAAAAAUUAGAAAAACCUCGCCCACUUAAACUCAACACUUCUCAGAGCAGACAUGCCGAAAACCGUUUAUCAAUGGGAGGCGUCUCUGUUGAUGAGGUGAUGGCUUUGGCUGAUACUGUUUGCCAACACAUAUUAAAUGGCAACUGUGAUCGUGCGUUGCAAUCCAAUGUUGUAACUCUAAGUUCAAGCCUAAAACUGUAUGGGCAGCAGUUGGAGACUAUUUAUAAAGAUCAACUUGACAGGCUUUUUGUCACUUUCCGCAAUGGGUCUCGGGAUGAGAAACUGGACUACAUCUCACGGGUGCAUUUACUUGAAUUGGUCGAGCUCCGUGGUUCUAACUGGUCCGGAUGUGACAACAUGUCUGAUUACUAUCGACACAAGAUCGCUCACACUCACAACUAUGAGGUUGAUGUCAUCGAAUCACCUGUAACUCCUAGUAGUGCCCUGGCAAGUUUGGGACAGUUCGGCCAGGCAAAUCCUCUGGCAUCAUUGAAUCUCACACCUGCUCAGUCGCCCACUACACCACAACCAACAUUGCUCAAUCCAGGAGAAAUCUUAAAAACAUCUGGCAAAUACCCAAAGCCUACAAAGAUUCCAAAUAAAAAUUAUUGUAAGGAUGAGGUUGUCAUUCGUAACUCAGACUCAGGCAAAGUGAUGGGAAUCAAAGGAAGGAGGGUGCACAUGAUUGAAGAGAUGAGUGAAACCAUCAUUUCCUUUCAGCGAGUGAACCCUGGAGCAAAGGAGCGCUUGGUGCAAAUAACUGGUCCCACGGAAGAAAAGAUUGUUCACGCCCGUCAGUUAAUGGAAGAUACAAUUCGACGCAAUGCCUCCCCUGUGAGGCCUGAGCAACCUGAUGGAAUACGAGAGCAUCAUGAAACAUUGGGGGGCUCUAGCUCAAGCCUUAACAGCAGUGCUUCUGAAGAUAGUGUUCGCAUCUCACAAGGAGGUGCAAGACGUUCUACUUUGUUGCACAGCUUUUCUACGAAUGAUGCAAGUCUGGGAGAAUAUAAGUACACAGUUGCAGUUGGUAGUUGUGUGUUAAAAAUUACUUGCUCUAAUCAUGAUAUUGUACGGGCCGCCAAGUUGGUUUUAGAUGAGUAUUUUGCUGGUCAGGAUCUGGGAUACUUUGAUGGCUAUGAGGAAGAGUUGCCAUCCCCGUCAAAUACCUCGGCACCAGUUCCAAAUAGUUCAUCCAGCUCACCAACAACCUCUAUGCCGCUUACUUCUGUGGAAACUGCAGUUCCAGUGCCUCUGAGUGAAAUCCAAUCCCCAUCAGCAACAACUGAUCCUGCUCCAGUGUCUCUUAUUGAAACAGGAUCAAGUAUUAGCUCUACUGAGAACUCAGUCGCAGCCAUACCACAAAGCGACAGUGUUGAUGAUGAAGCUGUUGCUCCGACAAACCUACCUGCAGGAGAAUCUAUCAAGAGGAAACAAUACACAUAUGAAGAAUUGUUGUCUUUGGCAACAAGCCCCAUUUCUCAUGAUGCCCCACCUGAUUGGGCUCGCAUUGCAAGGGAUUUUCCGUCAAUUUUGAAGAAGAUGGAACCCUUUGAGGCAGCCUCCCAGUUUCUGGACUGAAACUCUUGAUUUUCCAGGCAACUUUCUUGUUAACCAAAGCAUCUGUAGUUUUAACUCUAGUCUUAAGAUUGUGAUCAUCUUUCCAAGUAUUCUUUUUCUCUUUUUGGAAUAUUUUUCCUUGCGUUAAUAUCUAAUAGUCUUUAUGAUUUGGUUCCAUUUGGUUCACCAUGUCUUGCCAAAAAAAUGUCUAGUGCUCUCUCAGCUGUAAUCUCCCUCCUAAUUUUGCUUCAUUUGUAUGUCAGAGGAGAAUUGUCUAUUUUAAGACCCAUCCCUCGCCUCCCCCCUGGGAAGGGGCCUUUUUUGCCCUUACAAUGGUAAUUAUAUUCUGUUCAGAAAAUUUAUUUAGAUGCAUGCAACCAACCAUUCAGUAAUUAAAUGUAUUAAUGGGGAACAAGAAUUUUCACUACUGAAAAUAUGAGGAGGUGAUGAUGUUGGAUAGAAAGUGACUGUCUUAAUAGUAUUUCAUAUUGAAAAGUAAAGCUUAUUUGAUGGUAUCGAGUAAGCUGUAACAUUGAUGCUAUCUAUAAUGAAUGUAUUUCCUUUUGACUGUUAUAACGUUUUUCUUGUGUAUGUGAUGCCGUUGGGCUGUAAGAUAAAGAUCUGUUUAUAACAUAAAGACUGUGAAUUUGGUUCGCCUUUGUUUUUGUUACAAGAAAUUUUAAUUGUACCUAUUCUUGACAAAUAAAUGUGCUUGUAUGAAUGUCAAA
This is a messenger RNA of Thrips palmi, 2563 nucleotides long. It is a transcript of the gene mxt, whose product is annotated as eukaryotic translation initiation factor 4E-binding protein Mextli. NCBI's taxonomy places the organism in Eukaryota, Metazoa, Arthropoda, Insecta, Thysanoptera, Thripidae. The coding region runs from base 234 to 1856 and encodes 540 amino acids. Gene Ontology annotation, biological process: positive regulation of translation; regulation of formation of translation initiation ternary complex. Gene Ontology annotation, molecular function: RNA binding; eukaryotic initiation factor 4E binding; translation initiation factor activity. Gene Ontology annotation, cellular component: cytoplasm; RNA cap binding complex. The record is from RefSeq and is a predicted model, not a curated record. The transcript is spliced from 13 exons.